Molecule: messenger RNA, 4480 nt
Organism: Eriocheir sinensis (Chinese mitten crab)
Lineage: Eukaryota; Metazoa; Arthropoda; Malacostraca; Decapoda; Varunidae
Exons: 2
Coding region: 205-3774 (1189 amino acids)
Source: RefSeq, a predicted model, not a curated record
CCGCCUUCUCAGGUGCUAGUUGGCACUUGGCCGUGGCACUGUCAACAAGUGGGUCUCCUCGGCGCCUCAGGAUUUACCGCGGUCAGUGAGGCUUGAGUGGCGAUGAGCGGCGGUGGUGUGCGGGGCGUCCUGCUGCAACGCGCCGCCGCCCUCGAGGAAUGACACCGCGGCCCUUACUUCAGGUUGCGUCUCCGAAGGACAGCCAUGGGUGUGUGGGCUGCGUGUCUCGUCGGUGCCCUCGCCCUCCUCUGUGUCCCCGGCCCUGCCCACGCCCAGGUCGGGCUGCGAGCGGCGCCCCUCAUCAACAACCCCAGAAUGCACGGCGCCAGUGUGCGGGAGUCGGUGGGGCGCGGCGUGUUCUCCCGCUGGCCCCAGGAGGAAACCCGCCCCCACAGGAGCCACCGGAACCACAGCAGCAACAUUGAGCAUUCCCUGGCGGCCAUUUUCCGGGGUGUGGCAUACGGCAUCUCCACCACCCCCACCACCACCACCACCACAACCACCACCACCCCGACCCCCACCACCACCAUCCCCCACCCACCCACCUCCCCGGCCAGCGGCAAAGGUCACGCCGGGUCACCGCGGCCCCGGCCCUCCACGUGGCCUGAACUCGAUGACCUCCUGCUGACCCUCGACAACCGCCCACAUGACGUUUACCCGGACCUGUACGAGGACCUGGUCGGGGACGUGGUGGUGGAGGGCGCCGAGGCGGAGGAGUCGUGGGCCGGGUCGCUGGGCGUGGCGUGGGCGGUGCACGUGUACUGCUCGGCCAGCAUGUUCACAGUGGUGGGGCUGCUGGCGGUGCUGCUGCUGACGGGGGUGCGGGGCGCCGGCCGCUUCCUGCCCCUCGGCCACCACCUCGCCCUCCACCUACUGAUGCUCGCUGCCGCUGUCUCCCGCUGCCUCCACCUCUUUCACGACCCUUACGGCACGGAGGACAAGCUGCCCGACGCCGUGGCGGGGGUGGUGGAGGACGUGGGCUGGCCCUGCCUCACCGCCGCCAUCGCCGUGGUCGUGAUGGCCCUUGUGCAGGCUUGGCGGUGCCCCCCACACCCGCCCCCCAACCACGCCCCCAUCACUCUUACUAUCAUCACAGUCUUCCACUUCCUGGUGGCCGCGUCAACUCACGUGCUGGCCAGUCAGUUUCCGAAGCAUGCGGGGCCGCUGAGGGCAGCCUCCCGCACAGCGACAGCGGCGUGGGGCGGCGUAGUGGGUCUUGGGAGCUGCGUGGGCACCUGUCGCGUGAUGCAGGCACUACAGAACGCCCCCAGCCUUUUGACGGUGACGGUAGGGCGCCCCACCCCCGAGUGGGUGAUGCAGCACAGCUGUGCCUCGCUGCUGUACGCGGCGCGGCUCACGCUCGUCACCACGUUGGUCCAGGUGCUGCUAGCGGGCCUCCAUCUGUACGGGCUGCUCGGCUCCCUGAUCACCACUCGCCUGCCGCCGCCUCGCCCAUGGCACUGGUUGGGCUUCCAGAGUGCCAGCAGCGGCCUGGAGGUGCUGGCGUGGGUGAUGCUGGCCCUCAUCUCCCUCCCCAGCCUGAGGGGAUCGCACCGGAAACGGCGAGGCGAGGCGGCGGCGUGGCGGGACCUAAGGGAGGACACGUGCCGCUGGUGCUGCUGCUGCCGCCAGUGUACGGACACUCCCAGCAGCUGCCGCCCCACGCAGGAAGAAAGUAGCCCCUGCAAGGUAGUUCAGCCGCGGGAGGUGCGGCCCUACCCCUCCUCCACGGCACCUUCCUGCAGCUCGUCGCCUUAUAAACAGGCUUUGUUGAGGUCAACUGGCUCUGACGCGCACCUGCUGUGGAGUCACGCCCGCGCCCGCGACGCCCCGACCUCCAGCUGCUCCUCACGCCCAUCCUCAAUCACGAUCAACAACAACGACCUCCCAAGACUGAACAAAACGCCGGACCCCUACACGGCACCCUCGGCGCCGCCCCACGAGGCGCUGCAGAGCUACGAAAAGAAGGGAGCGGCACAGGAGAAGGCCUCGAAGCAGUCCUCGUCGGAGGAGCCCAAUGCCUAUGACCAGCACCUGUACUACAACGUGCCGGUGGUGACGCCCGACAGCAGCCCCAAGUCCUCCCCGCGGACAAAACAGAGCGCAGAGAGGCCGUCAGAGCGAAUAUUACAAGGCCGCCUGAGUGUUGACCUACACGGCGGCGACAGCGAUGACGACCGCCCGAGGAGCGAGCUGGCCAGCCUCACCGACUACAGCUCCACGGAGCCAGCCUCCCCGGGGGCCCAAGGGGAGCACGACUGGUCCAGGAACACCACAACCACCUGCUCCUCCGUCAGUGCUGCCAACAGCUUUGACCUGAGGAUGUUCGAGGACAGCGACGGAAUCUACUACCAAAUACCCUACAUACAGACGCCUCCGCCGCCCCCGCCGCCGCCCCUAAACCUGCGUCACCCUCACCAAUACUACCCCAGCCGCAGCCUGGCGGGUUCCUUCGCUGAACUGCAGGAGGUUAGGAAGGCUCGGCCAGCCCAGGAGUCUCGUGGUGAGGCUCAGCGGAGCCACCCAGACCUCGUGACACAGGCUGGAGCCAAAUGGUCACCGGCCCCGCAAUGGGUACCCAAAGGCCUCCCGCGAGGAUACUGCACCUCAGCGGGACCCGGCGCGAGGCUGGGCGGCACCUCCGGCGACACACCGCUCGGGAGCAGACCCCAGCACAGCAAAGCUGCUUACAGGGAGCAGUCAGCGCAGGGGGCCGCGGGAAGCUUCACACGCAUGGCCGCCGCUGAGCAUCACCGGGGAUAUGACCAUCGCUCUCUAGGGAACCUCACUGACCCCAGCCCCUCGGUGUGGCAGCAGCAGCAGCAACAACAUCAACAACAGCAGCAGCAGCAACAACAUCAACAACAGCAGCAGCAGCAACAGCAACCUCAACAGAAUCGAAAGCCGCGAACCUGCGGCCCCGGCCAGGGGCCAGGCUUGAGGGUGGCCCCGCCCCUCGCUGCACCGGACGGGGACGGGUCCGGCCGGGCCCCCACACCCCGCCCCCUCGACGCAGCGCCGCCACACCGAGUUGACGGUACCACUCAGACCGAGGUCCCUGCCGCUCCACAGUCCACCUGGCCGUCUACGCCCUCCCCGCCCCCUCCCCUCCACCCGCCCCCAGUGUUCUUCCCGUCCGAGGGCUUCAGUCCAGACGCCGAGUGUCCUCGCGACAACAACAGCCGAGAGGCCCUUCCAGCAGAGCCCGGACGACGCGACUCUCAGGUAGACGACCCUCAGCGCGGCGGUGAGGGGCGGCACCGCUGGGCACAGCCUGCACGGCACCACCACCACGGCCAAACUCACGUCAGCGACCAUCACGACGCCGCCCAGUACCAGGAGGCUCGUCCUGGUGACAGUCAGCAACAAAAACCCGCUCGUAGUGACCUUAGGCACCGCGAGGUUCAGUGUGGUGAGUCCGGGCAAGUUUACCUUGGUGACCCAGGACAAAACGGUUAUUCUGGCCCUCCGUUCCAGAGGGACUGUCCUGGUGACCGGGAACACAAAGACGUUUACUUUGGUGACGAACAGCAUGGCGAAACACGUCCCCCUGAGCCUCGGCCACGCGACCCUCGGCACGGUGACCGUGGACACCCAGAGCUCCACCCUGGCGGCCAUCAGCGCCUCGGAGCCCAUCCUGUUGGCAAUCAGACUCCUCAGGGACCACGGGCGAUGCAGGAGGGCCACACCAGCGAUCCUGGUGAGCGGCUGAGCCGAGUUGGUGAUACGUUGAGUGAGGCGCAUGACACAUUUUCAGACAGUGACCUUCUCUAAGGGGCCUGUGGCUGGCGAGGUCACGAGCGCCGCAGUGACCUACGAACCCUUUUUGAUAUGGCGACGUGACUUCCGCUGACACCCAUGCACGACCCUCCCCCGACGACACACUAGCUCCCUCCGUGCGCCCUCCACUUCUUCCUUAUCUCCCGUCUGCUCCCCCCCGCCUCAGGCCCGCCGCACCGCCCUGCUUCACCCUUCCAAAGUGUCUAGUUCUCAGUUUCGUAAAGCAACGUUGUUUCGUGCCGGAGUGAAUCAUGCCGAGGGAGCGUUAAGAGACACUUUCUCUCCCUGACGUGGACGAAUGCGAGCACGACGCGGAAUGAACUCAAGAGGAAAUGAAGGAUGAGCAAAGUGUUGUAAUAGUUACGUAUAGCCACCUCUCUCUCUCUCUCUCUCUCUCUCUCUCUCAUUCUCCUAAAACUGUCCCCGCUCCAGCUAAAACACCGCCUCCAGUAACUAAGGAGCGCGGGGUUGCCACACUCACAGAAAACUGGAGUUGAUCAAAAUAAAUCGUACGAACAAAUAAAACCCCCUCUAGUCCCUCCUCGGGUGUGUUUAUUCAUGACAAAGCGAUUUUUUUUCCUAUUAUUCUCCUUUCCUCUCGGGAGAACGAACAGAGAAUGAACUAUAUUUGUACACGAAUCAAAUUUUACUGUGAUGAUGCUAUGUAAAGUUAAGAAUAAAGAUGUUGAUAGUUUAGACA